This is a messenger RNA of Manis pentadactyla (Chinese pangolin), 4285 nucleotides long. RefSeq names its product lanosterol synthase (gene LSS). Gene Ontology annotation, biological process: triterpenoid biosynthetic process; cholesterol biosynthetic process. The coding region runs from base 123 to 2324 and encodes 733 amino acids. Gene Ontology annotation, cellular component: lipid droplet. NCBI's taxonomy places the organism in Eukaryota, Metazoa, Chordata, Mammalia, Pholidota, Manidae. The record is from RefSeq and is a predicted model, not a curated record. The transcript has 22 exons. Gene Ontology annotation, molecular function: lanosterol synthase activity.
UGGCUGAACGGUAUCGGCCCACCGCCCUUCGCGCGUCGGCCGAGGGGCGACACUGCUCUUUAAGCGCGCGCGGGAGGCGGGGCAGCGGUGCUGGCCGGGCGCACGGGGAGUCGGCGGCUGUCAUGACGGACGGCACGUGUCUGCGCCGGAGACGGCGUUCCGGCCAGACGGAGCCCGCCACCGACCCCAGUCGCUGGCGCCUCAGCAACGAGAAGGGGCGGCAGACGUGGACGUUCUUCCCGGAGGGCCGCGACCCGGGCCGAGCGCAGAGCGGGCUGGAAGCCCACUACCUGGGGCUGGACACGGGGCGUCACUUUAAGGACUUGCCCAAAGCCCACACGGCCCGUGAGGGGGCUCUGAAUGGGAUGGCGUUUUACGCGGGGCUGCAGGCGGAGGAUGGACACUGGGCGGGUGAUUAUGGCGGCCCACUCUUUCUCCUGCCAGGUCUGCUCAUCACGUGUCAUGUGGCGCACAUCCCUCUGCCAGUUGGAUACAGAGAAGAGAUUGCACAGUACCUGUGGUCGGUGCAGCUCCCUGAUGGCGGCUGGGGCCUGCACACUGAGGACAAGUCUACGGUGUUUGGAACUGCGCUCAACUAUGUGUCUCUGAGAAUUCUGGGUGUUGGGCCUGAUCAUCCUGACCUGGUUCAAGCCCGGAACUUUCUUCACAAGAAAGGUGGCGCUGUGGUCAUCCCCUCUUGGGGCAAGUUCUGGUUGGCUGUCCUGAACGUUUACAGCUGGGAAGGCCUCAACACUCUGUUCCCAGAGCUGUGGCUGUUUCCCAGGUGGGUGCCGGCACAUCCCUCCACACUCUGGUGCCAUUGCCGGCAGGUGUACCUGCCUAUGAGUUACUGUUAUGCCACCCGGCUGAGUGCCGAGGAGGACCCGCUGAUCCGGAGCCUCCGCCAGGAGCUCUACGUGGAGGACUAUGCCAGCAUCGACUGGCCGGCGCACAGGAGCAGCGUGGCCCCUGACGAAGUGUACACGCCUCACAGCUGGCUGCUCCGCCUGGUGUAUGCCAUCCUCAACUUGUACGAGCGCCACCAUAGUGCCGGCCUGCGGCAGCGGGCCACACAAAAGCUGUACGAGCACAUCUUAGCGGACGACCGCUUCUCCAAGUGCAUCAGCAUCGGCCCGAUCUCGAAAACCAUCAACAUGCUUGUGCGCUGGUAUGUGGAUGGGCCCGCCUCCGCCGCCUUCCAGGAACAUGUCUCCAGGAUUCCUGACUACCUCUGGCUAGGCCCGGACGGCAUGAAGAUGCAGGGCACCAACGGCUCACAGAUCUGGGACACCGCGUUUGCUGUCCAGGCUCUGCUGGAGGCGGGGGCGCACCACAGGCCCGAGUUCUCGUCCUGCCUGCAGGCGGCGCACAGGUUCCUGCAGCUCUCACAGAUCCCAGCCAACUUCCCUGAUUACCAGAAGUACUAUCGCCAGAUGAGCAAGGGCGGCUUCUCCUUCAGCACGCUGGACUGUGGCUGGGUAGUGGCCGACUGCACCGCUGAGGCCUUGAAGUCUGUACUUCUGCUGCAAGAGAAGUGCUCCUCCAUCACCAAGCACAUCCCAAGGGAGCGGCUGUUUGAUGCUGUUGACGUGUUGCUGAACAUGAGAAAUCCCGAUGGAGGGUUUGCCACCUACGAAACCAUGCGUGGGGGCCACUUGUUGGAGCUGCUGAACCCCUCGGAGGUGUUCGGGAGCAUCAUGAUUGACUACACAUAUGUGGAGUGCACCUCGGCCGUGAUGCAGGCGCUGAAGCUCUUCCACCACCGUUUCCCGGACCAUCGGGUUGCAGAGAUCAGGGAGACCCUCGAGGAGGGCCUGGACUUCUGUCGGCAGAAGCAGAGGGCUGAUGGCUCCUGGGAAGGAUCUUGGGGGGUUUGCUUCACCUACGGCACCUGGUUUGGGCUGGAAGCUCUCGCCUGCAUGGGGCACACUUACCGAGAAGGGGCCGCCUGUGUGGAGGUCUCCCGGGCCUGUGGCUUCUUGCUGUCCCGGCAGAUGGUGGAUGGAGGCUGGGGGGAGGACUUUGAGUCCUGCAAGCAGCGGCGCUAUGUGCAGAGCACCCAGUCCGAGAUCCACAGCACCUGCUGGGCCCUCAUGGGGCUGAUGGCUGUCAGGCACCCUGGCCUGGCGGCCCUGGAGAGAGGAGUCAGAUGUCUGCUGGACAAACAGCUCCCCAAUGGCGAAUGGCCCCAGCACAGCAACAGCGGGGUCUUCAACAAGUCUUGUGCAAUCAACUACGACAACUACAGGAACAUCUUCCCCAUCUGGACCCUCGGCCGCUUCUCCUGCCUGCACCCUGAGAGCGCCCUCGCUGGCUGCCCCUGAGAGCACGUGUGGGCGCCUGGCCAGUAUGGGGCUGCCAUGUGUGUGCCAUGCCAGGCCAGGCCGCCCACUUGCAGACAGCAGACCUUCAGGGUAGGCUUAGUUCUGAGACUAACUUGUCCAGUAUGGGUGGGGAAGGUGCUUGGGGAAGCACAGUGUGUUCUGUGGGGUCUGUAGUGCAGGGCAUGGUGUGUACCUGCUGUAGGGCUGGGAGGGCUUCCUCCACCUGCAGACAGUUGUUGGGAGGGGUGCAGUGGCCUCGCGCGUUUCCACCUGGUGCAGUCGCGUCAGCUCAGCUGGGGACUCGUGGGCCUCCCCAUGCCUGACAGGGAGAGGCUGGCUGCCUUAUCACUGGCCACCAGGGCUCUGCCAGCAGUGGGAACCAGACUGGGAAGUGUCCUGUGGCCACACAGAGGGGAGCCAGACAUGGCACGCUGUCCCCACCCCAGGUCUCGACCCCACCCAAGCGGUCUUGUGGUUCACCCAGUAGGUGGGGUGCUGGCGUCCCCUGUUCUUGUGGGUGGCAAACCUAACAAGGGGCAGGGGUCGUCAGUGGCUCAGUGGUCCACAUCAUGGGGCACUGCUGUGUGGGGACAGCUGUGCGCCCAGCCUGCUACUCCCCACCCACUCCAGCGAGUCAGGCGGGAUGCCCCGGGGCAUCCUUCCAGCUGCGCCCAGCCCUCACACCCUAGGUUGUGCCCUGAGCCGAAGCCUGGCCAGAUUUCCAGGGCAAUGCCUCUUGAGGGGCAGACCUCUGAAUUCCCCUCUGGUUUCCAACCCUGUCUGGUUUGGCGAGCAUGGAUUUGGAGCUCAAGGUGGAAAAGCCGGGUCCUGGGUUUAACCACGAAGACGAGUACCCACGUGCCCAAGCUUCCCUGGGAGUGUGGUUGUGAGGGGCCCCUGGGAGCUCUGAGGAGAGGACAACCCAGGCCUGGCAUUGCCACUGGGCGCCUCUGCCUGCUCUUGCUCUGCGCCCUCCCUUGGUGACCUCCCCACACUCCCUCAGACAGCCAAGAGACGUCUGGAUGCCCACUGCCCGACACCCCUCAGGGCCCUGGCUGUUGCUUUGCCCCUGCAGCUCCUGUGGCCCCUGCUCACUGCCCAACUCCGCCUGGGGCUCACCUGCUUCGGGGCCUUGCCUGUGCUGCCCCUUUGCGGACCUGCCCCAGGGUGGUGCUCCCCCAACUCUGAGCCAGCAAGAAGUGCAGUGGCUGCUCGGCGGGUACCUGAGCACCGACACCACACUUCUCCCAGACCUUUUAAAUGGGCCUGUUUGGGCUGAGGGAACUGUGCUGGGGUCCUUGUGAAGCCUAUGCGGUUUGCUCUCACCCUUCUUUUCUUAGCCCUGAUUCUCAACCAGCUUGGGCCACAGCACAGUGAUUUUCCACAGCCUGCUCCUUGCAGUGGCCGCUGCCCCAGUCAGGCUCCCAGUUUAAGUCCAGAAACAAACCAGGAGGGAUGAAAACCCAUCUAUAUGCUGGAAAUGUUAAGUCGUUUCACUGAGAUGACCCACCACUAUAGCAGACGUGGUUCCUGUGGGCCAAAGCAGCCCCUGUUGCGUUUGGUCAUCCCGGGGGCAGCCGCAUCUGGGGUUCUCUGAUGCAGCCACUGUGCACCACGUUGGACGCCGGGGCAGCCCCCCUUCAGUUCAGGGAACCAGAGGAGCUGCUUGCAGAUGGGCAGCAUGCACCUCCUGGGGGGGGAAGUGAUUGGUCUCGGCUGGACUGGAAGUCAAGUGAAUUGCUGGGGAGUCCUGGAUCCCGAGUGCCGCAGGCUGUGCUGGCCGUUCUCCUGGGGCUCCCGUGUGACCGUCUGGAAAUGGCAGAGCCUUCCUCUUGUGAAUCUAGCUGGGAAUGCUGAAGUCACAGGGAAAACUCUAAAAAAAAAAUACCUUUCCUUACUGAACAUAAUCAACACUGCUUCACAGGUUUAAGUCUUAAUUAGACAAUAAAGAUAUUUUAAAA